Zygosaccharomyces rouxii is the source of this 480-nucleotide messenger RNA. It is a transcript of the gene BET5, whose product is annotated as TRAPP subunit BET5. Gene Ontology annotation, biological process: endoplasmic reticulum to Golgi vesicle-mediated transport. The record is from RefSeq and is a predicted model, not a curated record. Lineage: Eukaryota; Fungi; Ascomycota; Saccharomycetes; Saccharomycetales; Saccharomycetaceae. The transcript has a single exon. The coding region runs from base 1 to 480 and encodes 159 amino acids. Gene Ontology annotation, cellular component: TRAPP complex.
AUGGCAAUUUAUUCAUUUUGGAUAUUCGAUAAACAUUGUAAUUGUAUCUUUGAUAGAGAAUGGACUCUAAUAUCUAAUAGUGCAAGUGGCACUAUAAAUUCAAAGCAAACUGAAGAAACUGCAAAAUUACUUUAUGGUAUGAUAUAUUCGUUGCGUUCAGUGACUCAAAAGCUGUCUAGAGAUGAUACGGCUAAUGACGUUAGAAGCAUAUCAAUUGGUAAAUAUAGAAUCCAUACUUAUUGUACGGCAUCAGGACUUUGGUUUGUACUACUAUCGGAUUACAAGCAGGCAUCCUAUGCGCACGUUUUACAAUACAUCCAUUCGCACAUCUAUGUGAAAUACGUAACCCACAACAUUUUAUCACCUUAUGAUUUUGCAGCGAAUGAAAACGAAACUAGAGGUCAAGGAUUUAGGAAAAUUGGUAAUAGGAAUUUCAUAUCAUCAUUAGAAGCCUUCUUAGCACCUAUGAUUGCACAAUGA